Xenopus tropicalis (tropical clawed frog) is the source of this 2232-nucleotide messenger RNA. It is a transcript of the gene lmntd1, whose product is annotated as lamin tail domain containing 1. The coding region runs from base 16 to 2232 and encodes 738 amino acids. NCBI's taxonomy places the organism in Eukaryota, Metazoa, Chordata, Amphibia, Anura, Pipidae. The record is from RefSeq and is a predicted model, not a curated record. The transcript has 15 exons.
UUUGUAUUUAUACAUAUGGGCCCCACACGACUCGCCCAGCUCCUCCUUGCUUUAUGGCUGUCACUCAGAGCAGUCGCCCUUGGAGACCGUCAACAAACCCACAGGAGUCGGGAGGAGACUCUGCUAAGGGAUGAAGGACCGACCAUGACCUCUAACCCCGACUCCCCCGCGGCGGAACUGGCGAGGCGCAACUCGGAGAGGGCGCAACUGCGCGACAUAAAGGAGCGAUUUAGUAACUACGUCCGAAAUGUCCGGGUCCUGAGAAAUCAGCUGACGCAGGGGGAAGGUUUCACGGCGGCGCCGCGCCUGGAGCAGGAAGUGCUGGGUAUUCGGGCAAAUUAUGAACAGGAGAUCCAGUCCCUACGGGCAGCGCUGGAGAAGUACAGGGAACUGGCACAGGGGGGCAACCACAGGGAGACCCCAACAGCACCAGAGUAUCACAGCAGACUCCUGGAGCUCAGCCGAGACCUCAUCAAAAAGGACCAGGAGAUCAGACAUCUGCAGCUCCUCAUGGCACAGAAAGAAGCAGAAAUGCAAGGGUUAAAAACUGCGGCAGUUACUCCAUCCAUCCAAUUGGAUCUGGCCAAACAGGAGCUGAAAGAUCUGCACCAGAGUCUGUGUGGCGCCCAGGAGAGAUACGAGGAAGAACAUUCUAAGCGGCUGCAGCUUCAUGACCAGGUUCUAGAUCUGACCGGCCGUAUGGACCAGAUGUCCGACAAGCACAGACAGGAGUCUGAGGAAAUGAGAGACCGUAUCGACCAAUCAGAGGCCCUCGUGCUCCAACUGGAACAGAAACUGAGGGCGGCGACUGGGGGAGGCUCCGCCCUGAUGGAGGCGGUGCAGAAAAUCCAGGAGGCCAGUGAGGCUGAAGUGAAGAGGCUCCAGCAGGAAACAGAGUCUGCCUACAGCCUGAGUUUGCUGCAGUUACAGAUGCAGAUGAACAGCGACCAGAGACUGCUGAGUCGGACCCAGGAGGAGAACCAGAACCUGCAGCGGCGGCUGGAAGAGCUGAGUGGGGAACUGGCGCUGACAGAGAGAAAGUUAUUCUCGGAAGAGUCCAACGGCCGGACCUUGGUGGGGCGGCUGGAGUCGGAACACAGGAGGGAAGGGCAGCGGCUGCGGGAGCUGGAGAGCAGGUUGGAGGAAUUACAGGACGUUCUCCUGGCCAAGAUGAAGGAAUUGGCCGCAUUUCAGGAAUCCAACGUCUCCCUGAGAAAUGAACUCGAUGCCCUGAGGUCACUGCUGGAGGAGGAGGAGCAACAGAUGAGCAGCGAUCAGUUUCUCUCAUCAUCAUCAUCAUCUGGCCCCGCCCUGACCCACUCCUUCCUCUCCUCCGACCUUACCAUUGGCCUCGACUGCACCGCCUCCCCCCUGAUUGGCUCCCUAGAUGUUCUCUCCCCACCAACCACAGCCAAGUGCCCCAAAUCACCCUCCCCUGCUGAGUCUGAAGAACCGAACCAGAACCUGGAUGAAGGACCCAAACCUGGGGGGCAUCCCCGGCCGGCCUCGGCCCCCCCUCUCAGCCCUAAUGUCCCUCCGGGCACCGACCCUGCAGCCCCAGAGAGGCGUGGCCUGACUGUAAAUAGAAAGAAACCCUCCCCCAAUAAUGACUGCACCCCAGCAAUAUCCAGCGCUCUCAGGGACCUGGCCAUCUCAGAGGUGGAUCCGGGGGGCAAGUUUGUGAAGAUCAUAAAUAAAUCUCUGGAUAAAGAAGAAGACAUUGGGGGCCACAUCCUACAGCAGAAUAUCGGGGGCCACCCCGUGGCCCUAUACAGGUUCCCGCCCAAGACACGAAUGUUGGCGCACAGCGAAGUGACCGUGUGGGCGGCCUCCGCUAACGUUCCACACAAGCCUCCGAGCGAUUUUCUCUGGAAGGAUCUGGAUGAGUUUGUCACGGGGCCACAGUGCACCACAAUCCUGUGCAAAGCCAACGGGCAAGCUGUAGCUUGGUACACUCCGGCACGGGGUACGUGCAGCCCCCCAGUGGGGAGAAAAGGGGACACCACCGCGACCCCUAAUAACUCCUCCCUUCUAUGGACUCUGCCCCAACCCAACGGGAACAGGGAGUCUGAGCCAGAGUCACCGAAACAAGUGCCCGAAAGAACCAAUGACCAGCAAAAAUGGGAGGAGGGUCCGAUUCUACUGAGAAGGUACCAGUACCCUUUGUGCUCUUCUGCGGGGAGUGGGGAGUGUAUUUCCUUGGUUACCCAUGGACUGUCUCUGCUUCCUUGA